This is a messenger RNA of Aureococcus anophagefferens, 2022 nucleotides long. RefSeq lists its product as hypothetical. The annotation marks the transcript as partial. The transcript has a single exon. Gene Ontology annotation, cellular component: membrane; endoplasmic reticulum. Gene Ontology annotation, molecular function: long-chain fatty acid-CoA ligase activity. NCBI's taxonomy places the organism in Eukaryota, Pelagophyceae, Pelagomonadales, Pelagomonadaceae. The record is from RefSeq and is a predicted model, not a curated record.
ACGGAGACGCCGAAGGUGGCCUUCACGAGCGACGGCGGCGUCGCCCUGCAGCGGGGCCUCAGCGCCGCGGGCGUCGCGUCGCGCGCGCCCGAGACCGUCGGCGCGCUCGUCGACCGGCUCGAGGACAACGCGAGCGAGGCGCUCGCCUGGGAGGACGGCGGCAACUGGCGGUCCUUCACCUGGGCCGAGUACGUGGCCCAGGUGCGCGCCGCGGCGCGGGCCAUGAUCGCGCUCGGCCUCGCGCCGACGCAGGGCGUCGGCAUCGUCGGCUUCAACUCCAAGGAGUGGCUCAUCGCGGACCUCGGCGCCGUGCUCGCCGGCGGCUUCGCGAGCGGCAUCUACUCGACGAACGGGCCCGACGCCGUCCAGUACGUCCUCGAGCACUCGCGCGCGGCGCUCGUCGUCGUCGAGGGCAAGGGCCAGCUCGACAAGGUCCGGAGCGUCGCCGGCGCGCUGCCGGGGCUCAAGGCCGCGGUCGUCUGGGGCGACGCGGGGUCGGAUUUGAGUGCCUUGGGCCCGUCGGCGCCCGUGCUCGCCUGGGACGCCUUCCUCGCGUCCGCGCCGGCCGACGGCGGCCCGCUCGCGGCCCGCGUCGCCGCGCAGGAGAGCGGCCACUGCUGCACGCUGAUAUACACUUCUGGCACGACGGGCCGGCCCAAGGCCGUCAUGAUCAGCCACGACAACGUGACCUGGGUCGUCGCGUCCUUCGCGGAGUUCGUGCGCUUCGGGAAAGCGCCGGGCGGCCGCGAGCGCCUCGUGUCGUACCUGCCGCUGUCGCACAUCGCGGCCCAGGCCAUCGACAUCUACGCGGGCCUGGUCACCGUGGGCCGGUCCGUCGGCUGCGGGCCCGUGGUCAACGCCGCGACGCUCUUCUUCGCGCGGCCCGACGCGUUGAAGGGCACGCUGAAGGCGACGCUGCAGCACGUGCGGCCGACGGUCUUCUUCGGCGUGCCCCGCGUCUGGGAGAAGUUCGCCGAGGCGCUCCAGGCCGUCGGCGCGUCGACGACGGGCGUCAAGAAGAAGCUGAGUACGUGGGCGAAGAAGGUCGCGCUCGCGAAAUACCGCGAGGGCCGCGCGGACGCGGCCGCGGGCGCGUACGCGGGCCUCCUCGGCGGCGCGCUGACGGCCGCGGAGCGCACAUUCGCCAUGGUCAUCCUGAAAAAGGUCCACGCGGCCAUCGGCCUCGACCGCGCGCACUUCCUCUUCACGGGCGCGGCGCCCAUCGCGUCGUCGACGCUCGAGUAUUUCGGGAGCCUGGGUUUGGUCGUCAACGAGGCGUUCGGCAUGUCCGAGGUCGCGGGGCCCGCGGCCGUGACGCUCAACGAGUACUACGCGCCGGGCUACUGCGGGCCGGCGGUGCCGGGCGUCGAGAUCAAGCUGGACCACGUCGCCGGCCGCGACAAGCCGGGCGAGGGCGAGGUCUGCUUCCGCGGCCGGUCCGUCAUGCUGGGCUACCUCCGCGACGACGGCAAGACGCGGGAGGCCGUCGACGCGGACGGCUGGAACCACUCCGGCGACACGGGCGCCUUGGUGCCCUUCGGCGCCGGCGCCGCGCCCAUGCUCAAGAUCACGGGCCGCAUCAAGGAGCUGCUCAUCACCGCCGGCGGCGAGAACGUGCCGCCCGUGCCCAUCGAGGACGCGCUCAAGUCGCUGCUGCCGGGCGUGUCGACGGCCGUCGUCGUCGGCGACAAGCUCAAGUUCCUCUCGGUGCUCUUCACGCUCAAGCAGCAGCAGAACGACGCCACGGGCUCCUUCGACGACGUCCUCGUCGGCGCGGCGAAAGACGUGAACCCGGCGGUCACGUCCGCCAAGGACGCGGAGAACGACGCGGUCUGGCGCAAGGCGUGUCAAACGGCCAUCGACGCCUACAACGACACGGCCGUGUCGAGCGCGCAGAAGGUCCAGAAGUUCGCCAUCCUGCCUUUAGACUUCUCCCAGAACACGGGCGAGCUCACGCCGACGCUCAAGCUCAAGCGCGCGGCCGUCGUCGAGAAGUACGGCUUCCAGCUCAAGAAGAUCUAC